AUGGCGUGCCUUCGGUUUCCCCGGAUGGGCGCGUCCGCUUUUAUAAAGUGGGGGCGAGCGGGGGUGACGAAAACUAAAAACGCUUGCAAACCCCCGAGAAAGAGUGCAGAUUCGGGGUCGACUGGGGGCCGCUGGGGCGACACAGCGGUCCCGGCCCCCAAGGGUGGGGGCCCAAAAAAAGGGGGGAGGGUAGGCCCGCUACUCCCGGGGGAAAUAUGCCGGUUGGGCCUUCCAGGCGUGACUGCGGCUGAAAUGAAGGCCGCAGCGGGCGCCGAAAAAUUAGGGGAGGACGAGGGGAAAUUUUGGGGCCUCAAACAAAAGGGCCGAAACCCUUUUAAGGAGGCCCGGCCCCCAAAUUCGGGAAAAUUGCUCAUUUGUUUUUUGACCCGCCCACCCCAGAAGAACGGCGUUUGCGGGCGGGCCCAAACAAAAAGGGCUCGCGGGCGCAAAUGGGCGGAGCUCCGCAAGGAGCAGAGGACCCCAAAGGCGGAGAGGGCCCAAAAUUUCCCCCGGGGCGCGAGCACCUCAGGCGGGGAGGGGGGCCCUUUCCCCACACGCCGCGCCCAAAACGAAAUUGAGUUGCCGUCACGGGCCGUUGGAGCACGGGCGCCACAGGGGAGGGGUUUGGGGCUCCCCUUUAUCCGUCGGGGAGAUGGCAGUUUAAAAGGGGCGCGCUUCUGGGUGCUUGAGGGGAGGAUUCUACCCCCCCCCCCAAAGCUGAAACCCAACGCAGCAAAACCCGGCGCCGCAAAAGGGCCCCAAAGCCGCAGCCCCCCCGUUCCCCCCCCCAACCGGCACAAGCAGCUGUUUCCCACAAAAAAAGAGUUUUCAACUCCCCGCCUCGAAAAAGGGAAAAGGGGGGCCCUAAAUCAAAUGGGCAUUUAA
Arctia plantaginis is the source of this 885-nucleotide messenger RNA. The record is from the annotation of a GenBank genome assembly. Lineage: Eukaryota; Metazoa; Arthropoda; Insecta; Lepidoptera; Erebidae.